CUCCGUAUUUCUUUUAAGUCCUGUAAAUGGAAGCAGUAUUUCUAGAGAACAGUAAGUAAGUAUGUAAAGUAGGUGAAGCACCCUUUUAUAUUUGAAUUAAAACCGGACGAAAAAGAAUACCAAAAUAUUAAAAUCUGAUGCAAAUUGUGUUAUAAUAUGAUUUUCUAUUAUCUACUUUUACCACUGUGGAGCAAUGAACUUUUAGUGAAGUGUAUGAGGUAGAGGUAUACAUAAUAGCUAUUUAUCGACCUCUUUUAUACUUAUAUACCUAGUGUCAUGAUGACUUACAAUUCUGGAUGACAAACGUAAAAUCUUUUAUUAGUAAACAGCAAUGUGUCAGUGAAUCAAUAAAUUUUCAUGGAAGUAAUUAUAAUUAUGAAAACACUUCAUAAUUAUAAAAACACAUGAUUCUUCGAUGGUCCUAUGUAUAAAAAGGACCAGCAAUUAUUCCAGUGAAUAAAACAAGCGCGUGUUGUUUUGGUCCAAAAUUUUCUAAAAAUUCAUAAUGCCUUUUAGAAUACCAAAAUUACGAAGUGUGCGAGUUCGAGUGAUAAUAGUUAUGUUGUUCCUCAUCAUAUAUGUUUUGACUACGUAUAUUAUCGUCGAAAAGUAUUACUUAAACAAACCCAAAAGCAACACAAGUGCACCAAAAGUGGAGUUUGAAUAUGUCAUUGUGCAUUUGGAUUUGAAGGGGGCUCCUCCAAAAUUGUCGUAUCUGGAGGCCCUCCUACCGCUGUUGAAGAGACAUGGAGUCAAUGGACUCCUUAUUGAGUACGAAGACAUGUUUCCCUACGAGGAACCAUUGAUGAUAUUGAGGGGUCGGAAUAGUUAUAAGAAGGAACAGUUGCAUGCAUACCUCACCGCUGCAGUAUCAUCUGGUUUCGAAAUAAUCCCCCUGGUCCAAACAUUUGGCCACUUAGAAUUCGCCCUAAAGCAUCCUAGAUUCGGCUUUUUUAGAGAAGAUCCUUAUUUCCCUGACUCCAUCUGUCCUAGUUCUUUGAAAAGCCAGCAUUUUCUUGAAGAAAUGAUAGGACAGAUCAUAACUUUUCACCGUAAGAUAGCGCCUUUGAAAUACAUCCACGUAGGCUGCGAUGAAGUUUUCCAUAUCAACAAAUGUGAUCUAUGUCAGCGGAGGAACCUCACUAAUGCAGAACUGUUAACACAGCACAUCAAGUUCCUCAUCGAGACCGUCCAUAUCCUUAGUCCAGAUACCACCAUUCUCAUCUGGGACGACUUGUACAGAAAAGUCAAGCCUAUAGAUUGCAGCAGCAUAAUCUUAACUGACACCGAAGUUGUACACUGGGACUAUACUGCAAAACCCCAUGAUGAUGUGCAUAUCAAUUUGUACAAGUAUGGCCGGAUGUUUGAUAAUCUGUGGAUAGCGACGGCUUUUAAAGGAGCUGAUGGAAGAAAAAGGAUACUCCCUGAUCUUAAUAUGAGAUUCUACAACCAUUUCUACUGGCUCAACUUCAUUUUUGAUUAUGGCACUCUGAAGAAUUUAUAUAAAAUUAAAGGUAUCAUACUCACAGGCUGGUCAAGAUAUGAACAUACGGCGCCAUUAUGUGAAAUACUUCCAGCUUCAAUACCGAGUUUAAUUAUUAAUUUGAUCCUUAUUCAAAAGUACACAAGUGGAAUUGUUGUUGAAAACAUAAAAGAGUUGGAUAAUUUCAUUGAUGAACACAUAGAAAAUAGUUUAGACUCUAGCCUUCUAUGUCAGAAUCGCAGCAGUCGUUUUUUGGAUAUAUUUGAUUCAAAAACGUGUCAUUAUGCGGAAUCUGAUCUCUAUAUGCUACUUCAACGUCUUAGUAAUAGCACAUCAGUCGCAUAUUCAAUAAUAGAUGAUAAUGCUUUCAAAUACUUUGUUUUAAAAAGAAAUGCCUCCAAUAAUGAGGAAUCGAGGAUAGAAUAUGACUACGUUGAUGGAUUUCAAACUCAAAUUGAAACGUGCAUAAGAAUCUUUCAUGAACUAACGUUUCUUGAAGAAGAAAUUAUUGGACUACUAUCAGCUUACUUUGAGAAUGAUGUCAUAAUAGAAUAUGUUCGGACAAAAAUCCGUAGUUUGCAGCAAAACAUUCAAGGAAUUUUCCGAUUUUGGAACUACAGGAAUUCAACGUCCCUGAAUAAAUUACAUAAAUAAUA
Cydia pomonella (codling moth) is the source of this 2139-nucleotide messenger RNA. RefSeq names its product hexosaminidase D-like. Bases 506 to 2137 code for a protein of 543 amino acids. Gene Ontology annotation, biological process: carbohydrate metabolic process. NCBI's taxonomy places the organism in Eukaryota, Metazoa, Arthropoda, Insecta, Lepidoptera, Tortricidae. Gene Ontology annotation, molecular function: hexosaminidase activity. The record is from RefSeq and is a predicted model, not a curated record. The transcript is spliced from 4 exons.